CAUACACAACUUUGAAUCAGAUGUUCAUAACUCUGUGUCACAGUAAGUAACAUGAUUUUAACAACUAAACUUACAUUCCCACUGCAGAUUUUUUUCUUGUAUUCUUAAACUUUCUGUGACCACGUGCUACUCUGUGACCACUUGGUACUCGCUGCAACAAAAACGGGGCCUCUGGUUUAAUUUUCACAGGAUUUUUUUUAGUGUUGCAGUAUAUUGUCUGAUAGCAUUAUACAGAAACAAUCCCAUCAUAUUCUUCUUCUUCUUCUAUAUCUUAAGGGCCCACGAUCAAUUUAUUGAUCAUUUUGGCUCCUAUGCAUGUAGAUGGGAUUUGCCAUGUUUGACAAUGACCACCACUACUCCUUUAAUACGUGAUCCCGUUUGAAGGCUUGAGGCAAUAGACACAAAUGUGUCUAGUGUUGUCGCCUCAACUGUUCCUUUUGAAAGAUGGUUCCAGUCCCUGAUUGUCGUGGGCAGGAAUGAGCAGCUCCUAUACUGGCUUCUUGCUGGUAUGAGCCUGAAUUGCCUGUCAUGGCCUCGUCGCUGUCUAUGGGGGAGAGGGACGAGUUUCUGUUUAAUACUGGAACAGUGGACCAGUCCAUUAUUUAUCUUGUACAUCAUGGAGAGCCUGGAUUGUCGUCGUCGUUUCUCCAAUGGUGACCAGCCUAGUGUUUCUAGCAUGCUUCCAACACUAGAGGUAUUCCUGUAGCGGUUUAGGACAAAACGUGCUGCUCGUUGCUGGACCGCCUCCAACCUGUCAAUGCUCUUCUGGGUAAAUGGGUCCCAGACUGAAGAUGCAUAAUCUAAAAUCGGACGGAUAAAGGCUUUAUAUGCUCUUUCUUUCACACAGGAGUUGCCAAUCUUUAGAUUUCGCCUUAAGAACCCCAAGGCUUGGUUUGCUUGGUUACAUACAUUGUUAAUAUGCUCGUCCCAGCGGACCUCUCUUUGAAUGGUAACACCCAGGUACUUUACGGAGGAAACUUGCUCAAGAAUAUGGCCGUGCAGUUUGUAUUGGUAGUGUAGAGGAGUACAACUUCUAGAGAUUGAUAGUGUCUGGCACUUGGCAGGGUGAAAUUCCAUGUCCCAGCUCAUCUCCCACUCAGCUAACAGAUUGAGAUCCUGUUGUAGCUGGUCCUGGUCAGAUCUGUUGGCGAUCGUCCUAUACACUGCUGUGUCAUCUGCAAACAAUAUUUUUAUCAAUGCCCAUGCAUCUUCAUCCACCACUCACAGGCUAGUAACAUAGAAACUGGUCAAAAACGGAGCAGUUAUAAAAAAAACACAAUGAAUUUAAUAUAAUCUGACUUGUUUACAAAACAAUGUUGUAUUCAAUAAUAGCCAUAUUUUGUAGUUCUAAGAUUAGAAUUCAUGAAACAAAUUUCAAGUUUGAUGUUAUUUGAGUAGACAAGACAAGAAAAGAUUUUACAGGAACAAUGCCUUUUUUUAAAAAAUGGAAUCAAUUAAUUGUUUGAUUUUAUUUUUAAAUUUUCCCUUGCAUGGUCAAAUGUUCAAAAUUGAUAAUUAUAAACAAAAUUUCUUCAUGCUGAGUGUGAACACCAAUGUGGGAUAUCCUUGUUAUGGAUUCUAAACACUGAUUAACCACUGAGCUUUGUUACUGCAACAAAUCUGCAGUGUGUAUGUCACCUUUAAUUUUACUUUGUUAUGAUUUCUUUAUCAUUAUUUAUUCUGGCAGCAAAAAGACAAAUUAAUUUGGGAGAUUAAAGCUGUUUUGCAUUGACAGCAGAUUUUUAAUUUCAUGUGAAAUUGGCUGCUGACUUCUGACUUACGUGGUUGAAAUUUUUUUACUCAGGGUUUACCUUAUCAAUCAACAAAUGAGUUUAUUGACCCAUAACUGGAGGAAACCAUCAAUAGAUGAAUUUAUUGACCCCUAACUGGAGGCAAUCUACAAUCGUUGAAUUUAUUGACCCAUAUCCGUAGUCAAUCAUCAAUUAAUGAAUUUAUUGACCCAUAUCUGUAGGAAAUCAUCGAUAGAUGAAUUUAUUGACCCAUAUCUGUAGGAAAUCAUCAAUAGAUGAAUUUAUUGACCCAUAUCUGUAGGAAAUCAUAAAUAGAUGAAUUGAUUGACCCAUAUCUGUAGGAAAUCAUCAAUAGAUGAAUUUAUUGACCCAUAUCUGUAGGAAAUCAUAAAUAGAUGAAUUGAUUGACCCAUAUCUGUAGGAAAUCAUCAAUAGAGGAAAUUAUUGACCCAUAUCUGUAGGAAAUCAUCAAUAGAUGAAUUUAUUGACCCAUAUCUGUAGGAAAUCAUAAAUAGAUGAAUUGAUUGACCCAUAUCUGUAGGAAAUCAUCAAUAGAUGAAUUUAUUGACCCAUAUCUGUAGGAAAUCAUAAAUAGAUGAAUUGAUUGACCCAUAUCUGUAGGAAAUCAUCAAUAGAGAAAUUAUUGACCCAUAUCUGUAGGAAAUCAUCAAUAGAUGAAUUUAUUGACCCAUACCUAGAGACCCUUAGUUGAAGGCAGACAAAGUUUCACGUGUGUCAGGGCUGAAAAAUCAUUGUUUAAAAAUAAAUGUUUGACAAAAUUGUCUUUUAAAAUUAGUUAGUUUCAAUUAAAUGUUGAAUUAUGAGAAGCAUGUAGUAUAUGUUUUAUGUAUGACCUUCGUACUUAUUAUAUGAUUUGACUGUAGUACUUUUUCAGUAUGCACAUUAGAAACUUUUUUGCAUCUUUUAUCUUUAUUAAUCAGUUAAUGUCACUGUCCCAUCAGCUUGGUCAAUCCAUCAGAGUUUGAUUUAAUGGAUGAUGCUGUGUUGUUUGGGACACUUAAUUCAUCCUCUCAGUUGUAAGUAACAGGAGAAUGUCACAGAAAAAUUCUACUAUUUAUUUGAUAUAAAUCAACCAUUAAUUUAAUACAAUUCAGCCAUUUACUUAAUAUUAAUCAGAUAAAUGUACUCUACUGAUCAAGUUUUCAAAAGUAAAAUUAAUUUCUAAUGAAAUAUUUGAUUAAUUUUGUGUCACAGUUUAAUGGAAAUCUAAUUGAAUAAAUUUUAGAUUUCUCACUUGACACUAUUUGAUUCCACUCCAAAAUUUAAUUAAAUAAUACAAGUAUAAAAGAAAUAAUUUGUAAACAAAUGUUUAAUGACCACCUCAUAAUGUAAAAUUAAUUAUUUCCCAAGUGACAGUGACAGUGGAAUGCAGAAAGCUGACUUUAAAUUCACCAACUUAGUUGAUAAGAAUCUGUAUGUACCAGUGUUGGACCAUCACUUGCAGUCUUGGCUGUCCAUUCGAGAGCUUCACUUAGGGGGUGAGUGUCCAACUUUGAACUUUUUGUAGAGAGAUUUUUGUAAAUAUAAGUCGAUUUAUUAACAAAAGGUGUAUUUUGUUUAAUCCACAGUACCCAAUCUACAUCCUAGAUUACUUCAAGGGAUAUGCAGUUUGCUACAGCGACCCCAGUUUAAAAGCUUUACUUUGUCAUCUGCUGAUUUCAGACACCAAGUCUUAGAUGACAUUCUCACAACUGUAGCGAGACACAGGUUGUUAACAUUAGAUGUAGCCAGCACAGGUUGUUAACAUUAGAUGUAGCCAGCACAGGUUGUUAACAUUAGAUGUAGUACAACACAGGUUGUUACCAUUAGACGUAGAACAACGCAGGUUGUGUAUUUCAGCAUUAAAUCUUGCAGAAGGCAAGAUGCUCAUGUUGAUUUUUAAAAAAUUAUCAAAUUAAUGGACAUGACUGAUUGAUCAGAAGGAAAAUGAACAACCACAAGGGCUUGACAACCCAAAAAAAAACUUCCUUAUUGAGAUGAUUUUUACGUUUAGUUUUAUUUUUUAUGCAAGAUAUGGGGGAGGUUCACAAAAUAUCACAUUUUUUAACAACUGCCCUAAUCCUUAUAACAUUUCCAUUGACCACCCCCUUAAUAUUAAAUAAAAUUUCAAGGACAACACCCCUCCCAUAGUUUUACUAAAAAAAAUUGGUUUUUAGCAUUUUUAUUAAACAACGGUUAAUGUUAACCAAAUAUAGCCCAGACAAAAGAAGCCCCAUAAAGACCGAAAUCUAGCAAAAUCAAGCAAAUUUCAAUCAGAAAUACAAGGAGGACUGCAUUCAGAUUGAAGCAGUAAGAAAUAUACAAUGGGUAGAGGAGAACCUGAAGAAGGACAAUAAUAGUUAAAAACAAACACUCUUAACUUGUUGAAUAGAUAUGUAGUCUACAGGAAAUUUCAAGCAAAAAGCCAGGAAUUUUUUUGUUUUUAAUUAUAAUACUAAUUAUUUUAAGUAAAAAAAUACAUCUUAAUUUUAAUUUAGCACAACACAGGUUGUUAUCAUUAGAUAUAGCACAACACAUGUUGUUAACAAUAGAUGAAGCCAACACAGAAUAACUUCUUAAAUUUGAAAAACAGAAAUUUUGCAUAAAUAAAAUUAACAAAAAAAAAACAAGUAAAAAGAAUUUAUGUAACAUUGCACUCUACCACCCCACCCAAUCCCAUGUAACAAAGUGAUAAACCACCACCACCCACUUUAUAAUGUAUAUUAUUAUAUGAUAUGCACUAACAUUAUGGGUGGAGCAAAAUCAACAUCUGCUACAAAACCUCCAAAUGAGAUACAGAGCUACAAAAAGUCCACAUGAAUUACAAAGCUACUAAAUGUCCACAUGAGAUACAGAGCUACAAAAUGUCCACUUGAGAUACAGAGCUAUAAAAUGUCCACAUGAGAGACAGAGCUGCAAAUCAUUCACAUGAAAGACAGACUUUAUUUUGUGCCCCAUAUUGUAUGUCUGUUGAUUUUUUUGCUCUAUAUUACUUUGGGAGAUAAUGUCCCAUGUUCUAUGUCACUACAAAGAUAAUGUGCAAUGUUCUACAUCAUUGCAAAGAUAAUGUGAAAUGUUCUACAUCAUUACAAAGAUAAUGUGCAAUGUUCUACAUCAUUACAAAGAUAAUGUCCCAUGUUCUAUAUCACUACAGAGAGAACAACCCUCUGGAUAAACUGAUGUUUGUAAGCCUGCAGGAAAAGGUGGAUAACAUGGAAGAUCAUCUAGUCACAGAUCACCUUAGUGGCAAAAGUAAUAUAAAUGGAGAUCAAUGAAAAGAUGAAUUGUAAAAUAAGUCAAGGCACAUGUAGCUUUGGUCUUGUAAAAUAAGUCUAAGCAUAUAUAGCUUUGGUCUUGUAAAAUAAGUCUAGGCAUAUAUAGCUUUGGUCUUGUAAAAUAAGUCUAGGCACAUGUAACUUUGGUCUUGUAAAAUAAGUCUAGGCAUAUAUAGCUUUGGUCUUGUAAAAUAAGUCUAGGCAUAUAUAGCUUUGGUCUUGUAAAAUAAGUCUAGGCACAUGUAGCUUUGGUCUUGUAAAAUAAGUCUAGGCACGUGUAGCUUUGGUCUUGUAAUAUAAGUCUAGGCACAUGUUGUCAUGUAGCUUUGAUCUCGUAGAAUCACUUUUAAAUGAAAGCCUAUUCAUUAAUUUCUCACAACAUAAAUUUAAUAUUUCCCUAUAAAUCUAAUUACAACUGUAUCAUGUGAUAAAUCAACAAAUGUAUAGGAUGCAAGGGUUAAGGUUAAAAAUAUAUUUUUAUUAAGAUACAUAACAUAUAGUUGACCCAACACAAUAAAUGGCUCAUAACAUCUAGUUGGCCCACCACACUUAAAUGGCUCAUAACAUCUAGUUGGCCCACCACACUUAAUGGCUCAUAACAUCUAGUUGGCCCAACAAAAUUAAAUGGCUCAUAACAUCUAGUGGCCCAUCACACUUAAAUGGUUCAUAACAUCUAGUUGGCCCACCACACCUAAAUGGCUCAUAACAUCUAGUUGGCCCAACACAAUUAAAUGGCUCAUAACAUCUAGUUGGCCCAUCACAUUUAAAUGGCUCAUAACAUCUAGUUGGUCCAUCGCACUUAGAUGGCUCAUAGCAUCUAGUUGGCCCAACACACUUAAAUGGCUCAUAACAUCUAGUGGCCCAUCACACUUAAAUGGCUCAUAACAUCUAGUGGCCCAUCACACUUAAAUGGCUCAUAAAAUCUACAUGGAUCUAAGUUAGUGCACCAUGAAGCUUUAAUCGUUUCUGUUCAUUUUUUUUUCUUUAGAUGAUGAAGAAAUGGAAAUGUUUGUAAAGCAGUUUGAAUCCACAAGGAUAGCAGAGACUGCAGGUAAGUACUCGGUGGAGUACAAUGCUUCUUUACAUUUUUUUUACUAUUCCACUGUUAAGUUUUUGAUGUUUCAUAAUCUGGUGUUACAUAAUUGUGUUGACCUUGUCAUUUUAUCAUCCACGUUGAUGUUGCCAUUGUAUCACCGAUCUACUGUAGUUUCAAGUCAUGAGGCUUUUGGAACUUAACUUGUUUAACUUAGGUGUCAAGUCUGAGUGUAUACUGCUGGGCUACGUGCUCAAAGAUGUGUUCAUCACUGAGUUGACAUUUUCACUGUAUCACCCAUCUAUUUUUGACAUUGUCGCUGUAUAACCCAUCUCUUGUGUUGACAGAGUUUCAAGGCACGAGGCUGCUGGAACUGUACUUGUGCAGCCUGGGUGUCAAGUCUGAGUGUAUACUGCUGGGCUACGUGCUCAAAGAUGCUGCAUUAACCAGCUUGUGUUACAGUAACAGUGUGUCCCGGCUGUUUGUCCAGCUUCAUCUCAAGUACCUCACUCUAAAAGGUGAAGUAGAAAAAUUUAUUCUAAAUGCUAAAUCAUGCAACCAUGAUUUAAUACAGAAAUGUUAAUGCAAUACAUGCAGCGCACACUUGAGUAGCUAAUAGUAAAUCUACAUAGUUAAAAUACAGUAAAUCUACAUAGUUAAAAUACAGUAAAUCUACAUAGUUAAAAUACAGUAAAUCUACAUAUUUAAACUACAGUAAAUCUACAUAGUUAAAAUACAGUAAAUCUGCAUAGUUAAAAUACAGUAAAUCUACAUAGUUAAAAUACAGUAAAUCUACAUAUUUAAAAUACAGUAAAUCUACAUAGUUAAAAUACAGUAAAUCUACAUAGUUAAAAUACAGUAAAUCUACAUAGUUAAAAUACAGUAAAUCUACAUAGUUAAAAUACAGUAAAUCUACAUAGUUAAAAUACAGUAAAUCUACAUAGUUAAAAUACAGUAAAUCUACAUAGUUAAAAUACAGUAAAUCUACAUAGUUAAAAUACAGUAAAUCUACAUAGUUAAAAUACCUUUUGUUCUUGACGGUCAUGAUCUGUUUUUAGUUUUUCUUAAGAGAAAAAUAAAACAAUUUCACUGAAUGUAAUUAAGUAUUAUAAUCAUCAAAAUUAAACUAUUUUUCAAAUGCAGUAAGGAUUUUGUAUAAGUUCUUAUGUUAUACCUGCUGCUCAUAGAAGUUGUAAGCUGUUAAAUUUUAUUAUUGUGUAAUUUUUAUCUUAGAUCGUAAUAAAUUCAUAUUUGACAUAAAUUAACUGCACAGAAAGACGGCUGUCAACAUUAAUCCUUGAAGAAUGGCAGAUACUGAGCACUACAAGUUGCCAAGUUUUGAGCAAUUUUCUGACCUCUGUCUCAUCAUCAUUACAAAACCUUAGCCUUAAGGGAUGCCUCAACCUAUCAGACACAAAUAGGUUUACAGGUAAACAUUUAUUUUGCUUGUUAUUUCAAAUCUUACCAUUUGAGAGAUAUUGCUGGAAACAAGUCGUGCAUGAAUUAUGCACAUACUUACACACAAGUCUAUGCCGGUUUGUGUGGGGGAAUUCACACAAAGCAUAAUUACUCCUGUGACAUUAUAUUAUUUAUAGAAUUGAGAACUGGGUUUCAAUAUUUGAUAAACAAAUGUUUAGCCCAUUCCACACAUCCAGCCAGAACUUGACAAUUCUAAAAUCAUUAAUUAUCUGCACCUGUGCUUGACAGCUGAAGGCUGCACUUUGUUGUACCUGACAUUCUUAUUUGAAGUAAAACCAAUGUUAAAGCUGACUUCAUUGACUUUGAACAUGGCUCUUUCUGGUUUGAUUUAAAACCAUUGCUGAAGCAUAAAUAAAAAUAAUUUCAUUUUCCUCAUUCCAACAUAGCAGACCUGUUUACUCUUACUAGGUUAGUACACAAUGUACAAUUUUGAGAUGUCUUUUACAAUCCUACGCAGAGACCCGUCAGAACUGCAAUUUUAAGAGACCUGGUUAAAAAAUAUUUUCCCUCCACCAAUGGGGGGGAGUUUGGUAGCCAAACUAAAUAAUUAUGUCACCAGCACUUAAAGACUACAGUGUGUUGUCUCUAGGCUAAAUAUUACUACAGCUAUAUUUAGCUAGCUAUUUAUAAAAACCUAAAGCAUUAGUGUGACGAUAACUGUGAAACAAUGUGGUGUUAUUUUUGUAGCCUUAAUAGGCUCCAUAAGAAAUCAUGGAUUUAACAUAUUUUUAGGUGACAGUUGGCUUUAUUAGAGACUGUCCGGAUAAUUAUUGUAGAGCUUAUGCAUAAAUGUAUGCACAUUCUGGUGAUCCCCCCCCCCUGAAGCUGUCAUAUGCAUGCUCAUUGUGUACGUAAUAUAUGGACUUCCCCUUUCGUUGACAGGGUGAAGGAGUGGGUAUGAAAAUAUGCUGGUUUUUUUCUUUUUGCGUACAGUAUAUAUGAAUGUCCCAUUGUCCUAUCAACUGUGGCAUUCAAAUUCGCCUACAUUGACAGACACAGACCUGUUUACCCUCAAAGUCUUAAAAUCGUACAAUAACAUCACAAAAUCAUUCAAUACAUUAUCUUAGAGGUAAAAAUAAACAUUCAGUAUAUAUAAUGUAUACACCUCAAAAUCGUACAUUGUACGCCGAAAUCAUAAGAGUAAACAGGUCUGCAGAAAUGCACAUUGCAUGGAUGCUUUUAAUGUUUACAUCUGCGUGGAAUCGUCACUCCUUUCUCAAGAUGACAUAUAUUUUUUUAAAUGCAUUCUCAACUGCUCCACACAGCAGAGUUAGAUUUUGACAUAUUCUAUAAGAUCUAGUAAGCAGCAUUUAAAAUCUAUUUUUAGAAGUCACUAAGUUGCUGUAAAAUUUUAAUACCCCAGUUUGGUUCCAUCACUUCUCUUCCCUUCAGUAAAAUCAGACUCCAAAGCUUAAUGCAAGGGUGGGCAACCUGUGGCCCACCACAUUAAAUGUUUUGGCCCCCCGAAUGUAUUACAAAUAAACUUAUUUACUCAUUCAAAAAGGGAUAAUUUUAAUUUGAUGCAUAAACGCACAUUUUAUAUGUAGAUAUAUAUACAUUAUUUUUUUUGGACGGUACUUGCCAUUUUGGUGUACCCGCCCCCAUUUUGAAAAUAGAUUGAAAUAAGUAAUAAUUAUAAAACAAUUUUACUAUUUAUUAACUACUAAAAUAAAAAGGAUUUAUGUAAACAAAGCUAGGUAAGGGGAACAUAAUUUUUCAUAUGCAUUACAAUUAAGUCUAGAAUGAUGCAAAACUAUAUUUAGCUACCGGUAUAUGGAAAAGUACAUCCCUGCGUUUUGAAUUUAUAAAAAAAAUUCUGGACAGAGAGCUCAGCCUCCUCCCAAACCCCACCCCAACUUUUGUUUGGGUGCUCUGGCGGGCCCUAAUUUCCGCUACCCCUCCCCCCCCCCCCCCCCACAUCUUUGUCUAUCAAAGUGGCAAAUGACGGGCACAUUAUAUUUGCAAUAAUGCACUGUAUAUAAAUCUAUAAACAUCAGUCAUCUACUUUGAGGAGUGACCUUUGUUAGAAAUGUGAUGUGAAUAGUUAUUGUAAACAUUAUUCUGCAUGUGUAUUUAUUUACUAUUACAAUACAGUUUGUACAGUUUUGACAUGGUAAAGAACUAUGCUGAGACUUUAUUGUACUAUAUCGAGAGUCCCAGUGUAACCAGGUCUGACAAAGUAUAUCUGACAAUUAUGUUCUUAGAAAAAGCCCACAGUUUAUAGUCUGCUUUCCGUAAGUUUAUUUUCAUGCAAAAAACAUAUUUCUUAGGAUUGGGUAUUGAAAACAGUAUUGCUCUUAUAUUUUGAAUAGGUAUUUUAGAGAGCAUCUCAAACUGCAAGAAUCUCAGAUCCUUGGACCUAUCAGAAAAUCAUCUUGGUUUGUAUACUCCAAAUAAGAAAUUAUUUUAAAAAACACAAUUAAUAUUCAUGGAAAAUGUUUACAUUUUUUAACAUUUUAAUAAUGCUUUAGAACGUAAUUACUGCUAAAAUUUUCUGAAAUAUAAUUAGCAUAAUAUAUUUUUAAAACUCUAUAUAUCUGAAACUAUGCAUUUGUUAUGUACACAUUUGUUAAAAAUGUAUAAUAUUUAAACAUUUCUUUUAGGUGAAAACUCACUUCAAUAUUUAACAAAAAUACUGGCCAACACCCAAGUUAGAGAACUUGCCUUAAGGUAAAAAUAAUCCACAUGUUAUUAUAAUUUUUCUAUUAUUUAAAAAUCUUUGAAACACAACUUGGCUAUAGAAAGUUUACUAUAUUACAACACUAACAUCCAUAUAACUUAACAAUAACAAGUUUACUAUACUACGACACUAACAUCCAUUUAGUUAAUAAUGUCAUGUUCACUAUGCUUACUAUCUUUCUUAAUAACUUACAUCAAUAUCCAAUUGUAGUUAUCAGCCUUUUCCAUCAGAAACAGAAAACUUUUUUAUCUGGUUGUUUAUUUUUAGUCGUUUUGCUGAUUUUUAAAAAUUCAUUAUUUAUUAGCUGGAGCUAGCAUGAGUGCAGUAUAGUUGCUUUCUGUCUGUCUGGUAUCUGUAGCAAAAUUUCUGGUAGGUGUAGCAAGAUUUCAUUCAGUUAUAACUCUAAGACUUGAUCUAUUUCCAGAAAAAAUGGCUUGUCUCUCUCCACUGUCCUCAUGCUGUUGAAAGACAUUGCUGAUCCUAGGAAUCACUCACUGGAUACCUUAGACUUAAGGCGCAAUAAAUUUUGGGAGGCUCAAAGACUACAGUAUAGUGACCUGAUCAAAAAUGCUACUCGAUACUUGUUAGUAGACCAUGGGCCAAGCUCUGCUGAUGAUACCUGACAAAAACAUGACCACUUCUGCAUUGCUUAAAAUGUUUUGACAUGCAGAAGAUAAACAUCUUUGGUGCAUUUGGUCACUUCUACUUAGUUUAAGCUCUGCUUGCCAUUUUAAAUCAUGUGCUGUUUUUAU
Messenger RNA from Lymnaea stagnalis (great pond snail), 10970 nucleotides. The record is from the annotation of a GenBank genome assembly. NCBI's taxonomy places the organism in Eukaryota, Metazoa, Mollusca, Gastropoda, Lymnaeidae.